Molecule: messenger RNA, 1569 nt
Organism: Monosiga brevicollis MX1
Lineage: Eukaryota; Choanoflagellata; Craspedida; Salpingoecidae
Exons: 6
Coding region: 1-1569 (522 amino acids)
Biological process (GO): carbohydrate metabolic process
Molecular function (GO): hydrolase activity, hydrolyzing O-glycosyl compounds
Source: RefSeq, a predicted model, not a curated record
AUGUCGUCCCAUGCGCCUGGCUGGAUGCUGCUGGCAGCUGCUUUGCUGCUAGCUCAUGGGCACCUGCCUUUGGCUCGUGCUGCUGAUCUGGGCCCGCUGGUGUGGGGAGCCAACAUCCACUUUUCGGGUGGCGGCUUGCCUGGCGAGGUGGAGCAAAUUGCUCGUGCGAUCAAGAUUGUGCGCAUGGACUUUGGCUGGGGGUCCACAGAGCGAACCAAGGGCGUGUAUGAUUUUUCUGCCUUUGACGAGCUUUUGGGCAACAUGUCCUCGCAAGGCGUGCGAAACUAUUGGAUCCUGGACUAUGGCAACGCCCUUUACACAAACGACUCCAAUACGGCACCCGCCACUGACGAGGCUAUCCAAGCCUUUGCAAAGUGGUCCGCGGCCGCCAUGACCCACUUCCAAGGACACAAUGUCAUCUGGGAACUUUACAACGAGCCCAAUAUCCCCACGCAGAGCCAAUAUGCCAGCGGUGUCGGGGCUUGGUUUCCGUACGCCAAUGCAACCACUUACAUGCGCCUUUAUCAUGCUGUCAUGAGUGCCAAGACCGCGGCAGGCAAGUCUGCAGCGCCCCUUUCUUUUACACUUGCUCGCCUUUUUCAGUCCUGCGACCUAAUCUGCGUCGGCACCGACCCAGGCCUGGACGAUGUCUCCUUGGUGGCACCGGCUUCUGCCGGUAUUCCCACCGAUUUCCUGGUUGCGUGCUUUGAGCAGGGCAUGCUUGAUACCGUGGAUGGCGUCUCUCUGCACCCCUACCGUGCCGAGACUCCCGAAACAGUCAUGGCCGACUAUGCCGCCUUGCGCGCACUCAUGAAAAACUAUACCUCGCGCGACGUGCCUUUGAUUUCUGGCGAAUGGGGUUACUCCACUUGCGCCAAUGCAACGACGCAAGAGCCUAUGAUUUGCAAUCAUGGGGCGUAUACAGGUCAAAACACCCUCCGUGGUCAAGCCAAAUUCCUCGUUCGACAGUGGCUGAUCAAUGCGUUGGAGAGUAUUCCCGUUUCCAUUUACUACGAUUGGCGCAACGGCGGCGGCGACACCACCGAGGGUGAGCAAAACUUUGGCAUCACCUACUCCAACUACAACAAUGCUAGCUUGCCGUUUGUUCCCAAACCCGCGUACACGGCUGCCGUCGUCCUGCAAGAACAGAUCAACUCCUCCACGUUUUCGACACGUAUCGACGCCUUUAACACGAGCGGAGGCGAGCCGGACUCGAACGCCUUUGCGCUGGCUUUUGCCGGGGGCGACAAGCUCGCGAGCGACCUGAAUUUCGUGAUCAAGUGUAUGCGUGUGUGUGUGUGUGUGGGGGGGGGGGGGGGGGGGGGCAUUUCGGAGCAGCAGUGCGUGGCUCGAGGCUGUUGUUAUCUGCCAGAUCAAACGGCUCAUCCCUGGUGCAACUUUCCUGGCAUUGGCAACUUCUCCGGUUCCAUCUCUUUUACUACAUCGGCCAACACGACGUACUCGCGUGUCUCCAUGCUGGGUGAGAAACUAGACUCUGUGACGACCAACAGUGAUGGCCAUGUCACCGUCGUAGUUGAUGAUGAGCCGCAAUACUGGACACGAACCUGA